This is a messenger RNA of Nerophis lumbriciformis (worm pipefish), 2024 nucleotides long. RefSeq names its product leukocyte receptor cluster (LRC) member 1 (gene leng1). The record is from RefSeq and is a predicted model, not a curated record. NCBI's taxonomy places the organism in Eukaryota, Metazoa, Chordata, Actinopteri, Syngnathiformes, Syngnathidae.
CAAACGAGCGGUUCUUAUUGUUCACUUAAGUGAGCCGUUCUAAAAAAAAACGACUCGUUCGCCAAAGUCACAUCUCUUGUUUACUUCCGGUUUUCCGGUGGCUAGCCAGCAGAAGCGACUCGUCAACGAUCGCUGCUCGAUGCGGGGCCGCCAUGAACAUCCUACCCAAGAAGAGCUGGCACGUCCGGAACAAGGACAAUGUGGCCCGUGUGAGGAGGGAUGAAGCCCAGGCUGCUGAGGAGGAACGUGAGGCCAAGCGACGAGUAGACAGAGCCGAGCAGGAGGCACGCACGGAAUAUCUGCGGAGGAAAGCAAGAGCAGCUCUCCAGUCAGCAGAAGGAGAAAGCCGGGAAGACAAAGAUGAGGGACAAAGUGUGGCUCCGGAGCACCUCAACCUGUUCCCUCUGGAGGACUCCUCCGAGAAGAAGGGCAACGAGGAGUACCUCAAGGAGAAGCAGGAGGAGAAGGAGAAACAGGAGCGCGCCAUCGGCCUGCUGGUGUCCCUGGGACCUCAGCCUGGGACCGAGGUGACGCCGUGGUACAUGAAGACAGGCCAGGAGAAGGAAGAGGAGAAGCAGAAGCAGGAGAAGGGCAAGACCAAGGAGAUAAGCGAGGAGGAGAAGGAGAGGAAAGAUCGCCGGCUGAAGGACAGCUUGGACCCGCUGAAAGACAUGCGCCAAGCAGUCGGCGGGACGCCCAUGAAGACUCACAAGAAGAAGGACAGGAGAGACAGAGGAGAGAAGAGGAGCAGUGGGGAAAGCUCCAUAGAGCGACUCCGAGCCGAGCGCCUGCAGAGGGAGGCGGAGGAGCGGCGGCGAGCUCAGACUCUCCUGGCUCAGCGUAACGGAAAGGACAAGCAGGCGGCGAAGGAGCUGAGCGAGCGUGAGAGGCCGUACAACAACGCUUACUUCCCCGAGCUGGCUCGGAAGAGACAGAGGCGGGACAGAGACAGCUGGAGGGACGAGAUUUUAAAAUCCUGAACUCUUCUUACUCGCAAACCAAGUAAGACACUGAUGCAGUUGUCUGCUUCAUCAAGUCACAGAAAAUGUUUCCGCUCAAUCAACCGCAACUCGCCAAUACGUGCAGCACUCGUGCAGCCCCAGGCCACACCAGCCAUCUUGCUCCUUGACUCCAUUUCUGCAGAAGGUAAAGCUCUACUGCACAGGUGUCCGCGAGACGUCACUAGUUUAAUGAAAGCAAUCUAAGGGAGAUUGCCUUUAUUGUGGUAGUCUUAACAAUUGUCCAGGUGUUAUCAUGUCGCCAGCUAGUGGACAAGGUGAAUCAUAUCACUCUCAUAGAACGCAUGCACAGCAUUCACUUAUAUGGCCCUUUGCAAACGAACUUCCUUAGUCAUGGUGCAAAAAAUAAAAUACAAAAUGUCAACACACAUUGUCACACAUAAAACUCACUGAACUUUAUAAAAAAAAAACGUCAAUGCACCAAAAAAAUUAAUAAAAUCACACCCAUUUAAAUCCCUUCCAAAGCAAGAUGGGAAAAAUGCGAGACACUCUCUCCACACUUAUCAUGUUUGGCACAUUUUAGCUGCUUGAUAUUCCUGAUUGAUUACAAAACGUUAAGGAGGUCGUCAUAGAAGAAAGCAAAGUAGAAGUCGAACUUUCACAUACUCUUAAUAUCCAAAUAAAUUAAUUAUUAAUGAUAUAUCCGUUAUAUUAAUAUAGUAUGUAUAUAAAUAUAUGUGUAGGGUACACACACACACACACACACAUAUAUAUAUAUAUAUAUAGUUACUUUACAUGCAGUCGGCUUUCGGCCCUUGACCAAAUUUAUUUUAGCCCAAUGAGGCCCCCAAGUUAAUGUUUGGACACCCCUGCUCUACAGCAUACACGCUGUACACGGACUACUCUAAAGUACAUCAAGUUGACCUUCUUUCGUGACGUUGGAUGAAAUGUGAGGAGUGAGAUAUAUUUACAUAUUUUGUAACCCUUGUGCGCACUGUGAUGCCAAUACACUAUCUCCACAGUCUCAAUUGUUCAAAAUAAAUGUCGUCAACUCAUUACCACUCA